Tachysurus fulvidraco (yellow catfish) is the source of this 3201-nucleotide messenger RNA. RefSeq names its product RERG/RAS-like b (gene rerglb). The record is from RefSeq and is a predicted model, not a curated record. Bases 1194 to 1802 code for a protein of 202 amino acids. NCBI's taxonomy places the organism in Eukaryota, Metazoa, Chordata, Actinopteri, Siluriformes, Bagridae. Gene Ontology annotation, molecular function: GTP binding; GTPase activity. The transcript has 5 exons.
ACACUCCCACACAGAAACACGCCCACACAGACACACGCCCACAGUGUGGCGUCUUGGUGUUUACAGGUUGACAUCCACCAAUCCUACACUGUGUCACUGCUGUAAACAGGUCAGUCUGUAGGUUACACUUCAGUCUAAAUGUAUACAUUUAUAAAAGUAACAGACAAACGCACCGUAUGGUAACGCUAACGGUGUUACUUUAUUUAAUGUGUUAGAGUAUUAGUUACUGUCAAAAGUAACACGUUACUGCACAACACUGCUUACUGUAUAAUACAACACAUGACAAUACAGUAAAGUUUCCCACAGUAUUAAUACAGUAACUGACUCAAGUUAUUACAGGUAAAUUAUUAUUCUACAAUAAAUAAAGACAAAUCCUUUGAAGAUUUUGCGAGUCCUCAUCCAGCAUGAACCGUGUCAGAACAUGAGCAGGUCACCAGGAGGAACAUAUAAGGGCUCCAGAGCAGCUUAGUGAUGUGAGCUACUGAACUGUCAGUAUUGUACUGGAUCAUCUGGAUCUGAGUGUGUGUGUGUUGUGUGUGUGUGUGUGUGUGUGUGUGUGUGUGUGUGUGUGUGUGUGUGUGUGUGUGUGUGUGUGUGUGUGAACAAGAAGAAAUGAAGGUAAACCAGCCUGAUGGUGAAAACACACCUCACAGACCUUUUGUGUCCAAAAUAACCCAAUUAACUGGAAUGUCAUGACAACCAAACACACUGGAAUGACUGUAAACUCAUUUUAAGAUGAAGGAGAAGAAAAGGUUUAUAGUUUAUGAGUUGUGGCUCUUUGUGACUGUCAGUUCACUGUUAAAAACAUCUCCUACAUCUCAUGCAGAAGAAAUCCCAUCUGUUUCAGCCUGACCUCCUGAUGUUACACUGUGUGGGAGGAGAAAGUGGAGAUCAGAGUGGAAGAAAAGCAGGGAGAAACUCAGAGAAGGAGAGAGAGAACAGAGAGAAGGAGAGAGAGAGAACAGAGAGAAGGAGAGAGAGAGAACAGAGAGAAGGAGAGAGAGAAGCAGAGAGAAGGAGAGAGAGAACAGAGAGAAGGAGAGAGAAACAGAGAGAAGGAGAGAGAGAAGCAGAGAGAAGGAGAGAGAGAAGCAGAGAGAAGGAGAGAGAGAACAGAGAGAAGGAGAGAGAAACAGAGUUCAUUUCUCCUCAGCUGAAGAACAACACGUCGAGUCUCAGGCAGUCGUGCAGUCAUGAACGAGGUGAAGCUGGUUCUGCUGGGCAGUGAGGGAGCGGGGAAGUCAGCGGUUUUGGUGAGAUUCCUGACCAAGCGCUUCAUUGGAGAAUACGCCUCGAAUACAAGUUCGUUGUACCAGAAAAGGCUCUCCAUCGAUGGCAGACAGUUAAACCUGGAGAUCUUUGAUCCGUGCUCACAGAACAUGGAGAACAUAUGUAUCCUGGAGGAGCCGGUGGACUGGGCAGAUGGCUUCGUGGUGGUGUACACAAUCAACGACCGUGUGUCUUUCCUCUAUGCUGAAAACAUCCUACAUCAAAUCAGAGCGAGGCGCCAAGAGGCGUGUAAAGGAGACGUGGACGUUCCCAUCUGCCUGGUGGGGAAUAAGCAGGACCUGUGUCACAGCCGGCAGGUGAGCGAGGAAGAGGGACGUUCUCUCGCCCUGGAGCACAGGUGCAUUUUUCAGGAAGUGUCUGCUGCUGAGAACUACCUGGACAUUGCUAACCUCUUCACCAGACUCAUACGACACGUCAUGCAGCACAGAUCUGAGCGCCGGCGCUACAGCGGCUCCAAAUCCAUGACCAAGCUCAUCAACAACAUGUUUGGGAAGAGGAGGAAGUCCGUCUGAAGCUCUUCACCACAACAAAAGAACCUUCUAAGUCUUCGCCGUCUGGAAUGUUCUCUAGAACCUGAUGCUUGUAAUGGGAUCUCACCUGAGGAGUGGAACCAGAGAGCUACCGCAAUUCCUCUGCUCCUCAAAAUUUAGAGCUUUAAAUCUUUCUGAAGUUUGUUCCUUUAGGUUCAGGGUUUUAUGCAGAUUCAUACAAGAGACAGAGUAAAAAUACUGAGUAGAUCCCUUAAGGAUGUGAAGAUCCUUUAAUUACCCAACAAAACCCAGGAGAACCACUUUUCUUCCUAAGAGUAGAAACCAAGUCCCAAGAGGUUUAAUAUCAAACUCCUGACAGCUUCUACAUCAAACACACUCGUUCAGAAAUAAGGUUUUUCACAGGUUCUUUAAGAUCACACUGGAUCCUUCAGAUCCAGACAGAGAAUCGUUCAGAUUGUUCAGAGUUCACGUUGAGGAAUAAACACAAGUUUAAACUGAAGGUAAAAAUGAAACUGAAGCAAAACAUUAAUUCAUAAAUUAUUUUCACUUUAUAUCCACUGAACAUAAGGAAUGUUUCUUCGGCUUUACUUCAACUACAGCCUGAGGAUUUACAGAAAUAUUGACAUCACCUGAGAGAACGUCAUCCGACUGGAGGACAGAAGAAUUAAACAAACAAACACAAGACUUUAUUCUGUCACAUCUACAUCACAGAACAGUGACAUUCUUUCUUCACAUAUCCCAACUUUAUAGGUUGUGGUCAGAGCACAGAGUCAGACAUGAUACAGCACCACUGGAGCAGAAAGGGUUAAGGGCCUCCAUCAAGGGCCCAACAGUAGCAGCUCAUCAGUGCUGGGGCUCGAACCCUGAUCACCAACACAGAGUCUUAACCACCGGACCCACCACAGAUAAACACACACCGGCCGCUGAAUCCGGGAGUUUGGAGUUUUACACAGAUCCUUUUUAAUAGUUUUAUAAUCCUGUAAACUUUUCUGUGUUCAGAAUUAAUUGCAAUUUCAUUUAGAAAGCUUCUAAAAUAAACUGAACUCUGUGUUUGUAAAGUUUAAUAAAAUCGUUUGUAUGAUAAAAAUAAUUAAAUAACUGAUCUGUAAUCUGCAGUGAUUGUUGGUGAUUAAUAUUUAACCCUUGAACCCUAUUCUGGUCUUUAUCUCUCACCCAGGUUAAUGUUUCCACCUGAAGUUAUUCUGUGUCAGUGCUGAAGCAGCUGGUUAUAUAAUGCACUACAAUGUGCAAUGUUUUAUAUUCCAGGUUCAUCAAUACAGUUUCAUACAGUAAUUACACUCACUCGGUUUCUACCGCUUAUCCGAACUUCUCGGGUCACGGGGAGCCUGUGCCUAUCUCAGGCAUCGAGGCAGGAUACACCCUGGACAGCGUGCCAACCCAUCACAGGGCGCACACACAC